AUGCCCGUGCAAAGUGUUCCGCUUCGGGAUGCGUCGAUUCAAUAUCGCUUGCUUCAUCAGUAUCUACUUCUCCUGAAGAAAUAUCCCAUUCUUACUAAAUCAGUGACAAGUGGCAUCCUCUCAGCCUUGGGAAAUCUUCUUUCUCAGAUUUUGGAGGCAAGAAAAAAAGCCCAAAGUGAUGCUUCGGUCAGAGAAAUCGACACAGCUGGAGUGCUACGCUAUGCCAUUUUUGGUUUAUUCAUCACGGGACCAAUCAGUCAUUACUUUUACCACCUGAUGGAGACGGGGAUGCCAACAACUGAUCCGUAUUGUGUCGUCAAACGUCUGCUUCUGGAUCGCCUUGUUUUCGCACCAGGGUUCUUGAUGAUUUUCUAUAUAGUGAUGAACAUCCUUGAGGCAAAAGGAUUGGAUCACUUCAUAAAGAAGAUUAAAGCAAGUUACUGGACUGCUCUGAAGAUGAACUGGAAAGUUUGGACACCUUUUCAGUUCAUAAACGUCAACUUUGUGCCUGUCCAGUUCCGAGUGCUAUUUGCCAACAUGAUCGCCUUAUUUUGGUACGCUUACCUCGCAACUGUCAGAAAAUAG
Molecule: messenger RNA, 585 nt
Organism: Nerophis lumbriciformis (worm pipefish)
Lineage: Eukaryota; Metazoa; Chordata; Actinopteri; Syngnathiformes; Syngnathidae
Source: RefSeq, a predicted model, not a curated record